Marmota flaviventris (yellow-bellied marmot) is the source of this 3833-nucleotide messenger RNA. RefSeq names its product fibroblast growth factor receptor 1 (gene Fgfr1). Lineage: Eukaryota; Metazoa; Chordata; Mammalia; Rodentia; Sciuridae. Gene Ontology annotation, molecular function: fibroblast growth factor receptor activity; ATP binding; fibroblast growth factor binding. Gene Ontology annotation, cellular component: signaling receptor complex; plasma membrane. The record is from RefSeq and is a predicted model, not a curated record. Gene Ontology annotation, biological process: fibroblast growth factor receptor signaling pathway; protein phosphorylation; positive regulation of kinase activity.
GGUACACGCCCGCCUGCACAAGCCACGGCGAGCUCUCCCGAGGCGGAACCGCAGCGCCAAGUGAGAGUCAGCUUGAAAAGGAGAAUCAGGCUCAAGGUGGAGUAUCCAUGGAGGUGUGGAGCCUUGUCACCAAUCUCUAACUGCAGAACUGGGAUGUGGAGCUGGAAGUGCCUCCUCUUCUGGGCUGUGCUGGUCACAGCCACACUCUGCACUGCCAGGCCAGCCCCGACCUUGCCUGAACAAGCUCAGCCCUGGGGAGCCCCUGUGGAAGUGGAGUCCCUCCUGGUCCACCCUGGUGACCUGCUGCAGCUUCGCUGUCGGCUGCGGGACGAUGUGCAGAGCAUCAACUGGCUGCGAGACGGGGUACAGCUGGUGGAAAGCAACCGUACCCGCAUCACAGGGGAGGAGGUGGAGGUGCGGGAUUCCGUGCCCGCUGACUCUGGCCUCUACACCUGUGUGACCAGCAGCCCCUCUGGCAGCGACACCACCUACUUCUCCGUCAAUGUCUCAGAUGCACUCCCCUCCUCGGAGGAUGACGAUGACGAUGAUGACUCCUCUUCAGAGGAGAAAGAGACAGAUAACACCAAACCAAACCGUAUGCCCGUAGCUCCAUAUUGGACAUCCCCAGAAAAGAUGGAAAAGAAAUUGCAUGCAGUGCCAGCUGCCAAGACAGUGAAGUUCAAAUGCCCUUCCAGUGGGACACCCAACCCCACACUGCGCUGGUUGAAAAAUGGGAAAGAAUUCAAACCUGACCACAGGAUUGGAGGCUACAAGGUCCGUUAUGCCACCUGGAGCAUCAUAAUGGACUCUGUGGUGCCUUCAGACAAAGGCAACUACACCUGUAUUGUGGAGAAUGAGUAUGGCAGCAUUAACCACACCUAUCAGCUCGACGUCGUGGAGCGGUCACCACACCGGCCUAUCCUACAGGCAGGAUUGCCUGCCAACAAGACAGUGGCCCUGGGCAGCAAUGUGGAGUUCAUGUGUAAGGUGUACAGUGACCCACAGCCCCACAUCCAGUGGCUGAAGCACAUCGAGGUGAAUGGGAGUAAGAUUGGUCCAGACAACCUGCCUUAUGUCCAGAUCUUGAAGACUGCCGGAGUUAAUACCACCGACAAAGAGAUGGAAGUGCUUCAUUUAAGAAAUGUCUCCUUUGAGGACGCGGGGGAGUAUACGUGCUUGGCGGGUAACUCUAUCGGACUCUCCCAUCACUCUGCAUGGUUGACCGUUCUGGAAGCCCUGGAAGAGAGACCGGCAGUGAUGACCUCACCCCUAUACCUGGAGAUCAUCAUCUACUGCACAGGGGCCUUCCUCAUCUCCUGCAUGGUGGGCUCUGUCAUCAUCUACAAGAUGAAGAGUGGCACCAAGAAGAGUGACUUCCAUAGCCAGAUGGCCGUGCACAAGCUGGCCAAGAGCAUCCCUCUGCGCAGACAGGUAACAGUGUCAGCUGACUCCAGUGCAUCCAUGAACUCUGGGGUACUUCUGGUUCGACCCUCUCGUCUCUCCUCUAGUGGGACCCCCAUGCUAGCUGGGGUCUCUGAAUAUGAGCUUCCUGAAGAUCCCCGCUGGGAGCUACCCAGAGACAGACUGGUCUUAGGUAAACCCCUGGGAGAAGGCUGCUUUGGGCAGGUGGUAUUGGCAGAGGCCAUUGGGCUGGACAAGGACAAACCCAACCGUGUGACCAAAGUGGCCGUGAAGAUGUUGAAGUCGGAUGCAACAGAGAAGGACCUGUCAGACCUCAUCUCAGAGAUGGAAAUGAUGAAGAUGAUUGGGAAACACAAGAACAUCAUCAACCUGCUGGGGGCCUGCACACAAGAUGGUCCUUUGUACGUCAUCGUGGAGUAUGCUUCUAAGGGUAACCUGCGGGAGUUCCUGCAGGCCCGGAGGCCCCCAGGUCUGGAAUACUGUUACAACCCCAGCCACAACCCAGAGGAACAGCUUUCCUCCAAGGACCUGGUAUCCUGUGCCUAUCAGGUGGCCCGAGGCAUGGAAUAUCUUGCCUCCAAGAAGUGCAUACACCGAGAUCUAGCUGCCAGGAAUGUCUUGGUGACAGAGGACAACGUCAUGAAGAUUGCAGACUUUGGCCUAGCUAGGGACAUUCACCACAUUGACUACUAUAAAAAGACAACCAACGGCCGGCUACCUGUUAAGUGGAUGGCUCCUGAGGCACUGUUUGACCGGAUCUAUACCCAUCAGAGUGAUGUGUGGUCUUUUGGGGUGCUCCUGUGGGAAAUCUUCACUCUGGGUGGUUCCCCGUAUCCCGGUGUGCCUGUGGAGGAGCUUUUCAAGCUGCUGAAGGAAGGUCAUCGAAUGGACAAACCCAGUAACUGCACCAACGAGCUGUACAUGAUGAUGCGGGACUGCUGGCAUGCGGUGCCCUCUCAGAGACCUACCUUUAAGCAGCUGGUGGAAGACCUGGACCGCAUUGUGGCCUUGACCUCCAACCAGGAGUAUCUGGAUCUGUCAAUGCCCCUAGACCAGUACUCUCCCAGCUUUCCUGACACCCGAAGCUCUACCUGCUCCUCGGGGGAGGAUUCCGUCUUCUCUCAUGAGCCGUUGCCUGAGGAGCCCUGUCUGCCCCGACACCCUACCCAACUUGCCAAUGGUGGACUCAAACGACGCUGACUGCCACCCUCCUCCUUCCCCAACCUCCAUCAUCAACUGUGUCCCUCACCCACAGUUCCCUGGACUCACUGCCUUUCCCCACCCCUUUUCUGCUGGCAGGAGCCAGCUGCCUACUUGAGGCCUUCCUGUGUGGCCUGCCUGCACCCACUGAGCUCUCUCUCUUCCUCCUCUUCCUCUCAACCUGCUUGUGAGAGAGAGGAGUAAAGAGGCAGGUACUUGCUGGUGGCCACUUUGUUCCCUCCCAGGUGUUGGACCAAGACCCUUCCCUGUCACCCAGCACUGCCUGGAAGGUCGGGGAGUGGGUAGUGAGCAGGCAUGCAAGUGAGAGCUUUACUGAGCUUUCUAGUAUUGGUAUUGUCUGUUUCACCUUAACCUGUCAGCCCCUUGCAUUCUGGUGGCAGGUGCCUUGUCCUCAGGGCUACAGCUGUAGGGAGCUCAGUGCUUCGGCCUCAAUUGAAGGUGACCUCUGCUCCAGAUGGAUGGUGCCAGUGGCUUAUUAAUUCCAAUAAUAAUUUGCUUUGCUGACCAAAUACCUGGUACCAGAGGAUGAUGAGGCAAAGACUGGGAGCAGUGAUGUGGCCCUGGGGCCCAGCCCUGAACUGGGGGCUUUGUACAUAGCUACGAAGAAAACACAAAGUGUAUAAAUCUGAGUAUAUAUUUACAUGUCUUUUUAAAAGGGUCGUUACCAGAGAUUUACCCAUUGGGUAAGAUGCUCCUGGUGGCUGGGAGGCAUCAGUUGCUAUAUAUUAAAAAAAAAAAAAGAAAAAAAAGAAAAUGAAAAAAAAAAGGAAAAUGUUUUUAAAAAGGUCAUAUAUUUUUUGCUACUUUUGCUGUUUUAUUUUUUUAAAUUAUGUUCUAAACCUAUUUUCAGUUUAGGUCCCUCAAUAAAAUUUGCUGCUGCUUCAUUUUUAUAUGGGCUGUGUGAAAAGGGAGCAACUGAACACAGGAAAGGAGGGAGACUGAGGGCCCCGGGGCUGUCUGUCCAGCAGGCAUCAUGUUCCCUGCAGUUCCCUUGUAACCUCUUCCUCCUAGGUCGUGCACCCAGACCUCCAGAACAAACCUCCUACCUCUCCCAUGCUUUUGGAAAGGCAGGAAAAGAAGAUGUCUGCAUCUUGGCAGGAACUGUGCCCCAGAGGUUCUGGACAGAGAGCCAAGACUGAGCAGCCCACAACCACAGAUUGUUUCCUCAGAGGAAGCAGGGAAGGGGCCAC